AUGAGUCCAGUUGGUAAAGACGAGUUUGCUAUCUCGUCAUUGUUGGAUACGGAUCUUUACAAGAUUUUCAUGCAUGCCGCUGUCCACAAGAAUUUUCCUCGAACUCCAGUAAAAUACAAAUACACAAAUCGAACACCUGAUUUGAAACUCAAUGCUGCAUCUAUAGAUUGGCUAAAAAUGCAAAUACUGCACUUGGGAGAUAUCAAGUUCUCGGAUGAAGAGAUACAUUACUUGGGAAAAGCAUUGCCACAAUUGCCUCCUGCUUACUUGGACUAUUUGAGGUCAUUUCAACUCAACCCCAAUUCCCAAAUCAAAUACCUUGAAACCAAGGGCAAUUUUGGUUUAGAGAUAGUGGGAAAUUGGGACGAUACUAUAUUGUACGAAAUUCCUAUCUUGGCUUUGAUUUCUGAAGCGUAUUUUAGAUUCGUUGAUACUGAUUGGAACUAUGACCAUCAAGUUGAGCUUGCCACUCGCAAGGCCGAGGAACUCCAUGCGGCUCAGUGUCAUUUUAGUGAGUUUGGGACGAGAAGAAGACGUUCAUUUCACGCACAGGAGAUUGUUAUUAAAGCGAUCAAGGAUACGGCAGAACAAUUGGACUCGAAGUUCGUUAGUGGUACUUCCAACGUAUUCUUUGCCAAAAAAUAUAAUCUUCAACCAAUUGGGACCGUUGCACACGAGUGGUAUAUGGGUAUUGCUUCUAUUACGCAGGACUACAUACAUGCAAAUAAGUUAGCCAUGGAUUACUGGAUUGCAACUUUUACUCCAAAGUAUGCUGGUCUCGCACUAACUGACACUUUUGGCACUGAUAACUAUCUUGCGGCUUUCACCAAACCCUAUAUCGAUGACUAUGCUGGUGUAAGACAGGAUUCUGGUGACCCAGAGUUAUAUACUGACAAAAUCGCGGAGCAUUAUAAGAACCAAGGAAUUGAGCCUCACACCAAAACAAUUUGUUUUAGUGACUCUUUGAACGUGGAAAAAUGCAUAAAGUAUAAGCAUAGGGCAGAUCAAGCUGGCUUAUUAAGCACUUUUGGAAUCGGAACUUUUUUCACGAAUGAUUUUGUCAAUACUUCUACAGGAGAAAAGUCGCAACCGUUGAAUAUUGUAAUUAAGUUGAGUGAAGCAAAUGGCUUCCCGUCGAUAAAAAUUAGUGACAACAUUGGAAAGAAUAUGGGAGAUCCUGAAACUGUCAAGAGGGUAAAAAGAGAGUUAGGGUAUAGUGAAAGACAGUGGGCGGAAGGUGAUGAGUCUCGCAGGUGGUAG
This is a messenger RNA of Lodderomyces margitis, 1260 nucleotides long. RefSeq names its product nicotinate phosphoribosyltransferase (gene NPT1). NCBI's taxonomy places the organism in Eukaryota, Fungi, Ascomycota, Pichiomycetes, Serinales, Debaryomycetaceae. The coding region runs from base 1 to 1260 and encodes 419 amino acids. Gene Ontology annotation, biological process: NAD+ biosynthetic process. Gene Ontology annotation, molecular function: nicotinate phosphoribosyltransferase activity. The record is from RefSeq and is a predicted model, not a curated record. The transcript has a single exon.